Molecule: messenger RNA, 1815 nt
Organism: Salvelinus fontinalis (brook trout)
Lineage: Eukaryota; Metazoa; Chordata; Actinopteri; Salmoniformes; Salmonidae
Product: nectin-1-like
Exons: 11
Coding region: 142-1233 (363 amino acids)
Molecular function (GO): cell-cell adhesion mediator activity
Source: RefSeq, a predicted model, not a curated record
AAACUAUCCAACGGACUACGUUACCAUGCCUCCCACGAUGCCUCCUUUGGAAACGGUUCCUAGUUUGAAAUACUACUUUGACACACAUUAUUCAGAGGUCCAUUUACAUCACCUUGCCUCACCAAGCCAGACAUUGCUGCCAUGGCUCGUGUUAAAAGUUACCUUACUCUUCUGCUGCUAUUCCUUCCUGAGGGGUUCUCUCAGCUGGUGAGAACACAGCAGGUUGUCACAGCAACCAUGGGAGAGGAUGCUCACUUCAGCUGCAGGCUCAUGAAACCCAAAGAUGUGCUUCAAGUCACCUGGCAGAAAGAGACAUCAGGGGCGACUGAAAAUGUGGCCACCUACAACAAACGAUUUGGACCAGUAGUCAACCCACCUUUUCAGAGGAACGUGGAGUUUGAAGACGAGGGUCUGCAGAACUGCUCUAUCGUCAUCAGAGGAGUGUCAAGAGGAGAUGAGUCCUGCUACAAGUGUCUGUUUAAUGCCUAUCCAGAAGGAGCUAUCAGUGGCAGGACCUGCCUCCAAAUUAAUGAGCUGUAUGGACCCUCACUCAUCAUCACACAAACCAACAACAGUCACACCACUCUGUCCUGUUCUGCUACUGGACGACCUGUUCCUAUAGUAACCUGGGACCACAUAGAAAACAUCAGUCUAGACAAAUCCACCAUGGCUGAAGUCACCCAUCCCAAUGAAACAGUCACUGUCACCAUAACUGCCAUGGUGGCAGCGUCCAGUCUACCUGACAAAGACACCAGGGUUAGGUGUGUAGCGUCAUCCGUUGGGGCCGUCAAGGAGGUUUCCAUGGUGAUUCCAACUAGGGAUCAAGCUUCAUUUGCAGGUCAAUCUCAGGUCUCUGAUGAUGACAGGAUCAGUGGUACAGUGGUUGGUGCAGUGAUGGGUUCAAUGUGUCUCAUUGCUGGAAUCUGUGUAAUACUGUGGUUUCUUAAGAGGAGAAAAGACACCUCAUCCAGAAAAGCCCCAGUGUCUGACCCUGAAAUCAGCAGGACUCCAACAAAGACAACUGAAUGGGAAACACCAACCUCCAGUCCACCAACCAGGGACUCACAAACCUUCACUCCAUCACGAAAGACCACACCAAUCUCCAGUCCAUUCACAAUGUUAGACUCCCUCAGCUCCUCAGCCAAGCAUAUAAUGCAACAAGCACAAGAUGUUGUGAGGAAAAUAUCUCCUGAGAAACCAGAUGAUCUGCAAUGUAGAAGGAAACUUUUAUAGGGUUACGAGGACUGAGUGACUACCAUACUGUCUCACACACACAUCUGUGUGGUUCGGAGACUGUUUCUGUCCAUAGGCAUUGUGGGUACUGAAUAGUGGACUGAAUGGCUGACACACAUAGGCCUGCUGGUUAUUGUAUAUAUAAAUACAGUAUGUAAAUAUAGUAAAUAUAGUUUGUAGUUGGUUAAUGAUGAAACAUGAUAAAUCCACACUAGACUUGUUCGUGGUUUUAUUCUUCACUUUUUUAUAAAUCAAAUGUUGUAUAUUAUAGUCUACACAAUGUCAUAAUGUAGACUACUUUAAUGGUGUGUGUUAUGAUAUUAUAGACUACACAAUGUCAAAAUGUAGACUACUUUAAUGAUGUGUGUUGUGAUAUUAUAACCUACACAAUGUCAUAAUGUAGACUACUUUAAUGGUGUGUGUUAUGAUAUUAUAACCUACAUAAUGUAGACUACUUUCAUGGUGUGUAUGUUUUUGUUUUCUUCACUUUUUAUAAAUCAAAUGCUGCAAUAUUCUCAAUGUUGUGAUGUCCUUUGUUGUGUGUUUGUUUUCUACUUUUAUUAAUAAAAUGUUCAAACAAUA